AACGACAAUGCCGUUGGUGAGGUUCAAGAUACGGAACGAGCUCAGCUUAGGUGGGCCGGAGCUAAACCGUAGCCCCGCCGUGGAAUACGAGGAGCCUAAGGCGAUUCUCGGCGCUGUUGAAGUUGCUGGACUCGUCGGGAUCCUUCGUCAGUUAGGCGAUCUCGCUGAAUUUUCAGCAGAGGUGUUUAAUGGGAUACAAGAGGAAGUGACUGUUACGGCUUCUAGGUGUCAGAAACUGACGAGCCGUGUUAAACGGAUAGAGUCAGCGUUGUCACCUCUUGAAAAGGCUGUGCUGUCACAGACAAGUCACAUUCAUUUUGCAUACACUGCAGGCUGUGAGUGGCAUCCUCGUAUAAGGAAUGGGCAAAGACAUUUUGUUCAGAGUGAUUUGCCACUUUGUGUUAUGGAAACGUAUGAACAGUGUAGAGAUCCUCCUCCUUUGCAUCUGCUUGACAGAUUUGAUGCAGGUGGUCCUGGGUCGUGUCUGAGAAAAUACUCAGACCCAACAUUCUUUAGAAAGGAACUCGGCAACCAUAGUAAAGAAGAUGAUGCCAAGGCCCAGAAAGAUCAGGCUCAUCGCAAAAGAAAGAAAAAGAGGUUACCACAAAGAAACAUUUGCCGAUCACGUGCUGUGUCUACGUCCGAUGACACUAAUGGGGCUCGUCUCAGUUCUCUAACUGAUGACAUACCAACCACUUCUCAGAGUACUUCCACAGUUGACAUGCCCCGUAGCUCUAAUAUGCAGGAUUUUUCUGGCAGUAUAGACCAAUCUCUUUUGCAAGAGCAGUCAAAUUCGCAAGAACGUAGUGAAGAACAAGUACAAUCAGAUUUACAAGAGUCAUCAAGACCUCGUGAUUCUAUAACUGGUUCAGGUUAUAUUGAGUAUGUCAUCAAUCACAGUCCUGUGAAUAAGCCUGACGUGAAACUAUUAGAGGGAUCUCUGUCUAGUUCCUUACAACCUGCGGAUAGAAUAGGUUCAACUGUUCCUCAAGGUCGCGUUGAAGUUGUAGAUGACAAUAUUCAAUAUGGUCCCUCUAAAGAGAUACAUGUGCCUUAUGCUCCUAUUGUUUGUGAUGAGAAGAAAGGAGCACUUAUAUCGAGGGUAGAGGAAAGUAACAAAGACGAAGAAGCGUCACAGAUACACGAGUUGAAAAUUGGUCCAGGAACACCAGACAGGGUGAGGCAGAAGCAAAGGGACUUUGAUAGUACGUAUGAUUUUUUCAACGAGGUAUGUAUUGUGGGAGAAAAACUAAGUAAGAGCCAGGCCAACGGUAUUGAUGAAAAACCAGGAAUUGAGAACGAAGAAGAAAACAAGAGUGAACAAGGGAGCGAAGCAGAUGAGUUUGUAGAUGCACGUAAUACAAUUGAAUCUGAAUCAGAGAGUGAGCUUGAUGGAAUACCAAAACCAAAACUGGAGCAUUAUUUUGGGGAUAUCAGCACUUAUUGUUCUGAAGAUGCUAGCAGUGACAACAAUGAAGGAUCAGAAGAUAUAUAUGAAGAAAUGGUAGAAGAUCCACGCCAUGAUAACUCCCUAGAUGAAUCUUGUUCAGGCUCUUAUCUUUCUGACGAUGCGAGUGUUUCCUGUUGCCAAUCAGAACCAGUGCUUGGGAAAAGUCCGUCUCAUGAUGAGACUUUUCGAAAGCCAAGGGAAUUUUCUGCCAUGCGUCCUUCUUUAUUGGCCGAGGAAGCUUUUCCGGGUAAAACAACUUUGUCAGACGAACCUAUUACCGCACAUCCCUUGUUGGCAAGAAAUCGUGCUGAUGAAAAGAUUGAAUUUGAACAACUUAUUUCCUCAGGAACGUUUCUGAAAGAUGCUAUCCCUGCUGAAAAGAUCAUGCCAGAAGAACAUUUGGCCAAGUAUCCAUCUCUUGCAGAAGCUGUUCCCCGUGAAAAGAUAUUACCAGGAGAGUCUGUUGCGAUAUAUCCGUCUAAUGCAGAAACUGUACCCAUCGGAAAAUCUCUUCCCAAAAUCCCAUCUUUGGCAGAAGUUGUACCUGAGAAGAUGACCCCAGCAAAAGAACCUGGUGCUGCUCAUCCAUCUUUUCCCAAAGCUGUUCAAGAAAAUAAAGUUUCACCAGAAGAUCUUGAUUCAAAAAAUUUGCCUGUGCCAGAAGCUGCUUCACCAAAGCAAAGCUCACUGGAAGAAUUUGUUAGCAAAUAUCCGUGUUUGGCAGAAGUUGUUCCUGAUGAAACGUUAUUGACAAAAGAACCAGAGGAACCUGCCACCACAUGUAUGUCUUCAUCAAAAGUCACGCCGAUUGAACAAUUAUUGCCAGAAAAACCUUUGGAAGCGCAUCAUUAUCUGGCAGAAUUGCCUCAAGAAAAGAUCUUGCCAGAAAAAUCUUUUGAGUCUACACUUCCAUCUUGUGCCAAAGCUUGUUCUCCAGAAGAAAAUCUAUCACCAGAAGUUCUUGAUUCCACAAACUUCUUUGUGGCAGAAACUGUACCACAGGAGCAAAUCGGAUUUGAAGAAUUUGUUGGAAUAGAUCCGUGUUUGGUGAAAGCUGUUCCUGAUGAAAGGGCUUUGCCAGAGGAACCUGUUGCGACAUGUGUGUUUUUAACACCCGUGGCUACUGAAAAGACCUUGCCAGAAGAGAUUUUGGAAACAUGCCCUUCUUUGGCAGAAUUGCCCGAGGAAAAGAUUUGGCAUGAAGAAACUGAUGAUGCCACACAGCCAUGUAAAGCUGUUAGUAAUGAAAAAACCCCACCAGAAGUUUCUUGUUACACAGCUCUUCCACAAGAGAAAAUCUCAGGUGAAGAAUUUGUUGGCAUAUAUCCGUGCUUGGCAGAAGCUGUUCCUGAUGAAAAGUUCUUGCCAGAAGAACCUGUCACCCCAUGCCUCUCCUUGAAAAAAUCUGCGACAAUUGAAGGAGUCCUGCUAGAAAAACCUUUGGAAGAAAAUCUUUCUUUCACAGAACUGCCUGAAGAAAAGAUUGAACACGAAGAAGCUGAAGAUGCCACUCAUCCAUCUGUUUCUGAAGCUGUCAGUGAUGAACAUCUCUCACCAGAAGUUCUUGAUUCCAAAUAUGUUCCUGCUGCUGCAGCUCUUCCGCAAGAGAAAAUUGUGCUUGAAGAAUUUUCUGGCAAUCCAUGUCUGGCAGAAACUGUUCCUGAUAAGAGGGUUUUGCCAGAAGAACCUGUCAUCGCAUGUCUCUCUUUGAAAGAAUCUGCGACAGUUGAAGGAGUCUUGCCAGAAAAAUCUUUGGAAGCAUAUCCUUCUUUCGCAGAAUUACCUGAAGAAAAGAUCGUGCUCGAAGAGUCUGAUGAUGCCACCCAUAUAUCUAUUUCUGAAGCUAUUAGUGAUGAACAAAUCUCACCAGAAGUUCUUCAUUCCACAGAUAUUCCUGUUGCAGCAGAUUUUCCGCAAGAGCAAACCUUACUUGAAGAACUUGUUGGCAGUCCAUGUAUUGCAGAAGCUAUUCCUGAAAAGAGCGUUUUGGCAGAAGAACCUAUCACCACAUCUCUCCCUUUGAAAAAUGCUGCGACCAUUGAAAAAGUCUUGCCAGAAAAAGCUUUGGAAACACAUUUUUCUUCCGCAGAGUUGCCUGAAGAAAAAAUCGUGCUCGAAGAAGCUGAUGAUAUCACCCAUCCCUCUGUUUCUGAAGCUGAUAGUGAUGAACAAAUCUCACCAGAAGUUCUUGAUUCCACAAUUUUUCCUGUUGCAGCAGCUCUUCCGGAAGAGCAAACCUUACUUGAAGAACUUGCUAACAAUGCAUGUCUUGCAGAAGCUGUUCCUGAUAAGAGCGUUUUGCCAGAAGAAACUGUCACCUCAUGUCUCUCUUUGGAAAAUUCUGCGACAACUGGAGGAGUCUUAGUAGACAAACCUUUGAAAACAUAUUCGUCUUUCGCAGAAUUGCCUAAAGAAAAGAUUGGGCAAGACGAAGCUGAUUAUGCUACUCAUCCCUCUGUUUCUGGAGCUGGUAAUGAUGAAAAAAUCUCACUAGAAGUUCUUGAUUCAACAAUAUUUCCUGUGGCAGCAGCUCUUCCGGAAGAGCAAAUCUUACUUGAAGAAUUUGUUGGCAAUCCAUAUCUGGCAGAAGCUGUUCCUGAUAGUAAGGUUUUGCCGGAAGAACCUGUUACCACAUGUAUGUCUUUAACGAAAUCGGAGCCUAUUCUAGAACUCUUGCCAGAAGAACCUUUAAAAGCGUAUGCUUCUUUGGAAAAUUCGCCUGAAGAUGAGAUCGCACAAGAAAGUUCUGAUGAUGGUACACAUCCAUCUUGUGCCAAAGCUGAAAGUGAUAAAAACGUCUCACUAGAUGUUCUUGAUUCCGAGAAUUUGUCCGUCUCAGAAGCUAUUCCACAAGAGAAAACUGAACCUGGAGAAUUUGUUGGCAUAGAUCCUUGUUUUGCAGAAGCUGUUCCUGAUGAAAGCGUUUCUACAGAAGAAUCUGUCGCCACAAGUUUGCCUUUGACAGGGGUGGCGCCCAUCGAGAAAAUCAUGCCAGAAGGACCUUUAGAUAUGUAUCUUUCUUUGGAAGAAUUGCCAGAAGAAAAUAUAUCACAAGAAGUAGAACCUGAUUAUGACACAGAUCCAGAUUUUUCUGAAGCUGUUGGUGAUGAAAAGAUCUCGCUACUAGAACAUCCUUGUUCCACAUAUCCAUCUUUGGAAGAGCCUGUUCCGCACGAGAAAACUUCAGAAGAAGAAAUUGAUGGCACAAACCCGUUUCUGGAACUAGCUGUUCCUAACGUAAACAGUUUUCCAGACAAACAUGGCGUCACAUAUCAGUCUUCCGCAGAAUCUGUUUCUAAGGAAAAGAACUUGCCAGAAGAAUCCUUACUUACGUAUCCGUCUUUGGCAGAACAUGUUUUUGAUGAGAAGGCCUCAGGCACAGAAGCUCCUGGUUACACAACAGAAGCUGGUCCACACAACACUGAAGAACCUGUUGCCACGGAUCUGUCAUCGACCGAAUCUAUUUCAGAUGAAGAGAUCUCCAGCUUAGAAGCUCCUGCUUCCACAACAGAAACUGGCUCACACAACAAAUCUUUCCCUGAAGAACCGGUUGCCACAUAUCUGUCCUUGGCAGAAGCUGUGCCUGAAGUAAAGAUAUCUCUGAAAGAAGCUGAUACCACAUGUCCACCAUCUGCAGAAGCUGUUUUUGAUGAAGAGAUCUCAGAGUCAGAAGCUCCUGGUUACACAACAGAAGCUGGUCCACACAACACUGAAGAACCUUUUGCCACGGAUCUGUCAUUGACCGAAGCUAUUUCUGAUGAGAAGAAACCCGGCUUAGAAGCCCCUGCUUCCCCAACGGAAACUGGUCCACACAAUAAAACUUUCCCUGAAGAACCUGUUGCCACAUCGUUGGAAGAACCUGUUCCAGACGACAACAUUCCGCGAAAAGAACCUGCUGCUGCAUAUCUGGAUUUGUCGGAAGGUAUUCCUGACCAACAAGUGUUUUUGGACGAUGCCGCAUUUUUAUCUUUUGCAGAAGCUAUUUUCGAUCAAAAGUUCUCACCAGAAGUUCCGGAUUCCAUGGAUCUUCCUGCUAAAACCAUACUGGAAAAAGAAGUUGAAACAUCUGAUGGUACAAUUGUUGAACCAGUAAAUAUAUGGAGCAACGGGGGACUCCUUGGACUUGCCCCAUCGAAACCUCCAGUUUUUGCUGAGCCUAAGUCUGUAAGCGAACAUAUACAUAACGAGAUCAACGAAGCUAGUGUUAUUCCGACAAGCAAGCAGGGAUCAUCGAGCAGAUCAGUUGAAAAUACCGAGAGGAGUUCACUUCCAUUAGUUGUCACAGAUCCCACGUCACAACAACAAAGCAACACGUUGAGUCAUUCCAAUGGAUCUCUCUCUCCUCUGCAGAGCGCUGCAACAUCAUUCAAAGUCUUUGGCUUAAGUCAUAGAUUACUCAUGGCUGGGUUUCGUGGAAACUCUUCCUCAACUUACAAAUUUGAAUCCAUACCUACUACCAGCUACGAUACCAAAGCAGCAGCUAUCGAAGACAAGGUUCAACAAACUCCUCCCCGUGGCCCUAGCUUUGAGGAACAAUUGGCUUAUGAAUCAUCUCUCUUUGGCUCGCCUACUUCAUCACCACCGGUUGAACAUAUGAAAAUAACAUUCAAUCCAAUAGAUCCUUCCCCAGUUUCCAAAUUGAAACUGAGAAUCCCAUGCCAACCUCAGUACAACGGUGAAAAUGUGGAUACGUUCCCUUCGUUUCAGUUGGUUCCAGAGGCUAGCAACAACUCCGAUGAUGAGGACGAAAACAACAGCGAUAUCUUUUGUCAGUCAUCUCCUGGUGUUUCAGACAAUUGCUUGUCGGAUUCUGAGCUGUGGGAAUCUGAUGAAAGCCCUAGAGAAUCUGCAUCAAGGUUGAAGCAAGGUGGAGAAAGAAGUACACAUGAUGAUAUGGGUUCCUUUCCCGGUUCGUUCCUUGAUCUUCCAUGUUUCGACUCUGUAGAUCAUCAAUUCACCUCGCCAAGACUAGAGCCAGAGCAAGAGCAAGAGCAAGAGCAAGAGGAAGAGGAAGAGCGAGAACAACUUCCAGAAUAUAAACCAUCUGUUUCAGAGAUCAUCCGUGAUUGGCCACCAAACCAACCUAAAAGCAGUACCACGCAAACGCUACUCUGAAGAAAACGCAGAAUCUAUCCGUCAGGCUGUAGCUCCUGAUGACGAUGGUGAAAGAUAAAAAAGGUUGUACAUUCCAUUCCUCUCUGUGAAUUAUGAUUCCAAAUCUCAUUUUAUGUAAUACAAAAAAAAAACACACUAUCUAUAUAUCAGAAAUUUAAAGUAAUGCUCGGAGAAAGAUAAGUAGUUUUUAUUUUAAUUACGGCAUUUUUUUUACAUUUUUAUCAAAUUACACUUUUGUAUAUAGUAUAAGAAAAACAAACAAUAGAGAUGACAGUUAGUUAAAUAACGAAUCUUGAAGUUGGUACAAAAAGUCGUCAUCAUAUUUAGAAGGUGACGUCAGGAACGAUCCCGAGCUCCUUAAAAGCGGCGGGACAUUCAGCAGACGGUGUCGGAACCAUGAAACCGAGAGGGUUAACGAUACGUGUCUCGUGAGAGACGAUACCGUCAUUGGCCGUAAGGCUAACCUUAGCGGCGUUACGUAGGUAAUCAUCUUUGCUGACGUCACUGCAACCACUGUCUGGUGACUGGAGGAGAACGAGCUCACAGACUUCCUCCUCGUGGUCACCGGUCACUUCCAUUUUGUAGCUUCCUGACUUGUCAGUCACGGCUUCUUUCGUCAACGUCACGGUUCCGUUGGUUCUGCUCCUGCACUCUAGCUUCACUUUCGCUCCUUCAAGGAAUUUGCUGAGACGUGUAACGAACUGGACGCGGCAUGUGUCGCAGUAAACGGAUCCUUGGAUUUGGAAAGUGUCAAGGUCGUCGGCAUCAGCGACGGCCUUGCCGACGAGAGAGGAUAGGCACACGGCGGAGACAAAGAAGAAGAAGAUGGCUUUGGUGGCCAUUU
Molecule: messenger RNA, 7409 nt
Organism: Eruca vesicaria subsp. sativa (arugula)
Lineage: Eukaryota; Viridiplantae; Streptophyta; Magnoliopsida; Brassicales; Brassicaceae
Source: the annotation of a GenBank genome assembly